Messenger RNA from Rhizoctonia solani, 2436 nucleotides. RefSeq names its product peptidase C14. NCBI's taxonomy places the organism in Eukaryota, Fungi, Basidiomycota, Agaricomycetes, Cantharellales, Ceratobasidiaceae. Gene Ontology annotation, molecular function: protein binding. Bases 1 to 2436 code for a protein of 811 amino acids. The transcript has 3 exons. The record is from RefSeq and is a predicted model, not a curated record.
AUGCUGUCGUAUGCUGCGCACCACUGGGGACAUCAUGUAGCGAAAAGCACGCACUGCAAGGAGACGCAGACGAAGCUGGAAGGAUUUUUCUGGAAUCAGCUGCUGUUCUGGAUGGAGGUGCUGACUCUAAAAGAUACGUUGGAUACGGGCAUAGCUAUGCUGUCACUGGUUAAGCCAUGGCUGACGGCCAAAGAAUCGCCAUCAAACCUUGUCAAGAUACUCGAUGACUCAUGGACCUUUGUGUCAACAUUUGCUGCGGGAUCAGGUUCGCAGUCGACACCGCAUAUAUACAUCUCAGCACUCGCAUUCUGCCACCCGUCGAGCUGGGUGUCGCAGCAAUACAAAAGUCGUACUCGGCAGCUGCUAUCACUGGCAGGCUCGGCAGCAGAGCGGAGUCCAACGGCACUUCUUGCAACGUGGGAGAUGCAGUCGAUACCCCUCUGCAUAGCAUUCUCGUCUGAUGGGAGUCGAUUGGCAAUUGGAUUUUAUGAUGGCACAGUUUGCGUGGUUCAUGCUCACAACGGAGCAGUUGCGCUUGGGCGAUUCGAGGGGCACAUCAAGCAGGUUACGUCGAUAGCACUCUCUCCUGAUGGAUCGAUGCUUGUCUCUGGCUCUAGCGACGGUACAAUCCUUGUCAGGGAUGCCCACACAGGUGGUCGUAUAUAUGACGUCAUCAACGGACAUGAAGCUGAGGUGACGUCAGUGUGCUUCUCACCCGACGGCAAGUACAUCCUCUCAGGGUCCUAUGACCAGACAACGCGAAAGUGGGACAGUGGCAACGGCAGUCUGAUACCCAACUCUAUCAAACGCCAUCCUGAUAAAAUACUCUGCACAGGAUUCUCUCCCAAUGGCAAGCAUAUCGCCUGUGGCCUGUUCAGUGAUGAGUCUCCAAUUGUUGUUUACCAUGCGUUGACUGGCAAGUCACUCCCUUUUCUAUCCAAUGCUCGUCAAUCUUUGGUCCUUUCAGUUGCCUUUUUGCCCAACGGAAAGAACCUUGUCACUGGUCAUGAAUCCGGUGAUUUGCGCGUCUGGAGUCUACACAACGGCACCGCCACACACUCCCCACCAAAAGUACACAACGACACAAUCACAUCCAUUGGGUUUUCGCCACUCGGAGACAAACUCGUCACUGCGUCUUAUGAUAGGUGCGUGUAUAUGUGGGAUGUAGAGAACGGCUACUCCAACCCUUGCCUACUUGGCACACACGAGCAUGACGUUUACUCCGUGGCGUUCUCACCCGACGGCACACGGAUUGCAUCAUGCUCAGGGGAUGGCGUCACGAUGUGGAAUUCACUUCACUCGACAUCCUCUCAUACACCAAAAUGGAAGGCGCCAACCAAUGCUGUCUAUUCGGUUUCAAUAUCGCCUGAUGGGUCACGCAUCGCCGCAGCGGGUCUUGACCAUGCGAUCUUCAUGCUCAACGCACCCGAUGGCACCGGCACUGUCGAGCCACUUAUGGCAGACACCAAUUGGAUUAAUUCGGUGGCGUUCUCGCCCAAUGGCAGGUACCUUGCUUCUGGCCAUGCUGACGGUGCCAUCUACUGGGCCCGGUCGAUUUCAUUCUCACCCAAUGACAAGCGCAUUGUCUCCGCCUCGGAUGACAAGACCAUACAAAUGUGGGAUGUGGGUGAUGGGACUCUGACAGCUAUCGACCUGGUUGGAUCACACAAGGUCAGGGUCUACUGUGCAACAUUCUCUUCUGACGGCGGGCACAUUGCUUCUGGCGGCGCAGAUGGGAAGAUCCGUAUGUGGGACUCGCAUUCGCUGUCACUCGUGUCCGAUCCAUUUGGGUCCCAGUGGCAUCACGGCAGUAUCAACUCGGUCACGUUCUCGCCCGAUGGCCAACUCAUUGCUUCUGGGUCCAAUGAUGGCACCAUCUGCGUGUUCGGCUCGCGCAGUGGCGAUCUGGUACUAGGUCCUAUCAAGGAACACAAGGAUUCGGUUAAGUCAGUUGUGUUCUCACCCGACGGCGGUCACAUUGUAUCUGGCUCGGCUGAUCAAAGCGUCCGGGUGUGGGUGGUGAAAGGUGGGGCGCCUGCAUGCGAGCCACUUCGAGGACAUCAAGGUGGGGUGAGCUCAGUGGCAUACUCACCUGACGGUGCGUACAUCGUCUCGGGCUCGUGGGACUCGGCGAUCCAAGUAUGGAAGACACCAGGAAGACGCAUUUUAUCUGACCCAUCAUAUUCUGGCCCUUCCGCUUCACAUGAGAGGCAAACACAUCGCGCGAUAGCCAGCGGGCUGACGGUGUCACCGGAUGGAUGGGUACGAAACCGCAACUCACAGCUGGUGUUCUGGGCCCCUUCCAAUAUACGCAGAGUCUUCCCCGUACUCAAGACCGUCUAUACGAUUGGACCUGAAGGAGUACUCCACACGGAUUAUACCCAACCUCUGCUCCUUGGCGAGGAGUGGGAUAGGUGCUAUGUGGGCUCGGGAUGA